UUAAAAAAAAAUAUAUGUUUUUCAGGGGAGUACCCCUUUAAGGGCAAGUGCCUAACUCUUUCCUUUUAUACUUUACUGCAUUUAAUAGAAGCCGGCAUUCUGCAAGGCAGCUGCUUAUAAAGGGAAUUAUCCUGAUAACAGGAGCAUUUUGUGAAUUUCUAUUUAAGUAAUCUGAUUUUAUUCUAUUCAUCUGAAUAGGGUUAUUUUAGUGCCAAGCACAUGAAUUUCUGCAAGUUCCAUUUAGAUGAACAGGACAGUCCCAGUAACUACUUCACCAAAUGUAUUGUGUGAAUACCUGAUAGAGUUUGGCUACCUCCCUGAUGAGAACAUCACAGAGUAUGUGGUUCCUGAUGGUCCCUUUAUCUCAGAGGACCAGCUGCCAGAAGAGUUCAUCAGUGGACUGGAAUGGUUCCAAAGACAGAAUGGGCUAAAAGUCACCGGUAGACUGGACGACGAAACCAGUGAUGCCAUGAAGCUUCCCCGUUGUGGCAAACACGAACAGCGCAUGUCCUAUAAUGUGGGCUCCAAGUGGACUAAACCCCUUUUAACAUAUAAAAUAAUUAACACCACUUCCCUGCUACCAGACAAGUCUGUCCGAGAAGAGUUAGUCAAAGCCCUGAAGGUCUGGGAGAGCGUAACAACUCUAAAAUUUAUUGAAGUGGGAGCCAAUCAGACGGCUGACAUUGAUAUGUUCUUUGUGUCUGGACUUCACAAUGAUGGGCAGAGGAAUGCCUUCGAUGGCCCAGGUCGUGUACUCGGCCAUGCCUUCCUGCCCCCAUUCAGAAAAUCCAAGAAACCCAUUGAUGGAGACUUACACCUCGAUAAUGAUGAGAAGUGGUCAAUUAAGGAAAAGAAAGGAGUCAACCUUCUGCAAGCGGCUGCCCAUGAGCUCGGACAUUCCCUGGGACUAGAUCACUCCACCAUUCCUGGAGCUCUGAUGGCCCCAACUUACAAGGGCUACAAUCCAUUAUUCAGGCUUCACCAGGAUGAUAUAGACUCCAUCCAAGCUCUGUAUGGAAAACCUUCAGUGAAGACUAAUGAAACGUCAUCUGCCGUCCUAUCAGGAGGAUCGAAAGCUUUGACACCCAGCGCAGGGAACAAGAACGUUACCUCUGCCAAAGUGACCGAAGAAGAGAGAAAUCCUAGAAAGCAGUCUAUAGUCAGGUUAUGUAGUGACGACCCAAUCGACACAUUUGUAUCUACUAAAGAUGGCUCUAUUUACGUAUUUAAAGGUGAAUAUUUCUGGGAUCUUAGCCGUGGAAAGCUACCAUUGACUCCUAAGAAGAAACACCCACAACUGAUCUCUACAAAGUGGAAAGAGCUUCCAGCAUCGAUCGACGCAACAAUUCGAAUGCAAAACCCAACAGCAGAUCAAGAUGGGAAGAUCUUCUUUUUCAAGGGAAAUAAGUACUGGAAAUAUGACAAUGAUAAAAUAGAGCCUGGCUAUCCCAAGCUGAUUAAAGAAGGUUUUCCGGGUGUUCCUAAUAGUGUUGAUGCUGCAUUCACCCAGCCGGCCAUUGUGGCAAAGGGAAACAAAGUUAUUCGGGAGGAGAGGAUUUUCUUUAUUAAAGGUAAAAGAUUCUAUCUUUAUGACCCGGUUGCCGGCAACAGCUCAAGCCCGCAAAUGUUACAAGAAGACUGGAUUGGGGUGAAGCUUCCGAUCACUGCUGCCCUCAGCUGGAAGAAUGAGAUGUUCCUUAUUGGAAAAAAGAAGUUCCAGAAGAUUCUCCUGCUAUCUUACUCACAUAAUCGGGUCUAUGGCAACAUUCACCAGGCCAAAGAUCUAAAUCAGCUGAUCGCGUGCGAAACUACUAAAUAAUGCAAGCGCAUGUGCUGUAAUGGUCAUGAUCUGCUGAUAUUCAUUUACUGCUGAUUUGUAUGAUACAAUCUUUAUAAUAGCAAUGAUACUAUGCAUAUAUCUCAUCCUAAGAGAAAGACGAGCUACAUUUUGUUUUGUUUUUGCCUGCUACGUUGUUUCCACGUUGUGCCUGGCUAUCCCUAAGAGUAUGUUCACACCUGUAUAAUUCCGCACCAGUAUUCAGCUUCAAUUCUAUUUUAAGUCAAAGGGGUACUUCACCCCUAGACAUCUUAUCCCCU
Molecule: messenger RNA, 2097 nt
Organism: Hyla sarda
Lineage: Eukaryota; Metazoa; Chordata; Amphibia; Anura; Hylidae
Product: matrix metalloproteinase-18-like
Exons: 8
Coding region: 245-1819 (524 amino acids)
Biological process (GO): collagen catabolic process; extracellular matrix organization; proteolysis
Cellular component (GO): extracellular matrix
Molecular function (GO): zinc ion binding; metalloendopeptidase activity
Source: RefSeq, a predicted model, not a curated record